Messenger RNA from Branchiostoma belcheri (Belcher's lancelet), 591 nucleotides. Its product is annotated as baculoviral IAP repeat-containing protein 5-like. The coding region runs from base 99 to 554 and encodes 151 amino acids. The record is from RefSeq and is a predicted model, not a curated record. Lineage: Eukaryota; Metazoa; Chordata; Leptocardii; Amphioxiformes; Branchiostomatidae. The transcript is spliced from 4 exons.
ACUUCUUGUUCCAAACCGAGGCUGCCAGCAACCGCCAUUUUUGAAAGAGUCUCCUUCCUGUCAAAAGUCGUCCGUUACUGAAUUUUUUUCGUGUAAAAAUGGAGAAAAAGAGCAUGGAAACCGGCACAGCCUGUACAGCAGCUGAAAAGUGGGAGUUCAGCAUGAAUUCUGAGAACAACCGGCUCUCUACCUUCAAGGACUGGCCGUUUGACGACAACUGCCAGUGUGUUCCAUCCAAGAUGGCAGCCGCUGGGUUCUACCACAUCCCCACCGACCAGCAGCCAGACCUGGUCAGGUGUUUUGUGUGUUAUAAGGAGCUGGAGGGAUGGGAGCCUGAUGACGACCCAUGGGCGGAACACAGGCGUCACCAGCCCAACUGUGACCUACUAAAGAUAAUGAAGAACCACAAAAGUCUGGAUGAAAUCACCGUCAAGGAGUUUCUGGACCUCGAGUGCAAGAGACAGCAGAACAGAACAAAAGCACAGAUUGAGGAAAGAGUGAAAGAGUUUCGACAGCAGGCUGCGCGCGUCAGAGAACAAAUGGAACUUCUUUAGAACAAUUUUUAUUGUUCUGGCAUGUCUGCGAAACAUG